Messenger RNA from Nematostella vectensis (starlet sea anemone), 3265 nucleotides. RefSeq names its product glutamic acid-rich protein. NCBI's taxonomy places the organism in Eukaryota, Metazoa, Cnidaria, Anthozoa, Actiniaria, Edwardsiidae. The record is from RefSeq and is a predicted model, not a curated record. The coding region runs from base 102 to 2696 and encodes 864 amino acids. Gene Ontology annotation, biological process: positive regulation of DNA-templated transcription; negative regulation of DNA-templated transcription. The transcript is spliced from 10 exons. Gene Ontology annotation, molecular function: zinc ion binding; nucleic acid binding. Gene Ontology annotation, cellular component: nucleoplasm; nucleus.
GAUGAUUCUCUACUUCCCUCGUGCCGUACACGACUCAACCAAAGCGUUUGCGUGCAACAACGAACGAAGCAUUUCACUUCAACUUUCGAAUAGCACAAACCAUGGCUGGUUUUGAUCGGCUUGGCGGUAUAGGAGGUUCGUUCUACCCGGGCGCAAAUAGCCUUCAACAGCCCAGCAUUCGGGGGAGAGAUGACCGAGGAAGGAGGGAUGACCGCAGAGAAGAUCGCUUUGGGGCGUCCAUGCGAAGAGAUUUUGGUGGAUUCUCUCGUGGUCCAGCUCGUUCUAUAAGCCCCAGAAGACGGCGCUAUUCGCCAGAACCUUCAUAUUCAAGUGCUGGGUCAAACCGACUGCCAGACAGGCGAGGGGACACCAGCUAUGGAACGGAUCGUUUUGCCAGCAGCACCAGCCGUGAUGACUUUGGGAGUGGCAGAGGUCAGAAUAAUUACGAUAGGGAUGGUAGCCAAGCAAGUCCUUCCUUCUUUCGUGGACCAGCAAAUGCUGGUGAUGGCAUUUUAGGAGCCAAACCUGGAGAUCUUCCGAGUGAUUCUUCACCAAAUGCAGCAGCAGGUCUAUCAGCUCAGUUACAGCAGCAACAACAACAGUUAAUGGCAAUGGUUCAGACGCAGUCCCUCCUUGCUGCUUUCCAAGCCCAAGCUAAACAGGCUGGUCUUAUACCCCCUCUGGGUGGGGUCGGCAGACCCAUAAACCAGCUGUCCCCCAUGGUCAGGGACCGCAAGAGGCACAUGUCCCCGCCUAGGAACGGCCCCGUGAGAAAGUACAACAACAACCCUGGGAACAGAAACACGCCUGGCUUCAAUAGAAACUACCAGAAUCGUGGCCGUCAACAGGCCAGGCAUUCCAACUGGAGCCCCCGUGACAGGAAUAACCGGGAUAAUCGCCGCGAUGAUAGGGGCAAGAACCGAAGUAGGAAGGACGAGGAUGAGCUGGAAGAAGAACCAUAUGUUGAAGACGAUCCAGAUGCUGAUGAUGAGAAAGAAAAGGAGAAAGAGAAGUUAGAGAGAGAAAAGAGCUCCAAUGCAAAGGAGAAAAAGGCAGAUCCUGAAAAUGAUGACGACGUGUCCAAGGAAGAAGUUAAAAAGUCUAUCAACUUGGCUAACCAGAAUGUAGAUAUGCUAGUAAAGACGCUCUUCGACAAAGGCCGACAGAAAUAUGUCUGCAAAGUCUGCAAAAUCAUGUGCAACAAAGAACAUGCUUUCCGUAUGCACCUUCAUGGCAAAAAGCAUGUAAAAACCUGGCUUGAAAGCCAAGGAAAAUCCUUCGAAUCUGAGAUGUUCAAGAAGGCAGCUCUAAAGGAAAAGGCAACCGCUGAGGCAUCUGAAACGUCCACAAAGAGCAAAGAAACAGAUUCAUCGGAAAAGAUGGAAACCUCAAAGGAAGAGGCUGAACAGCAGAAAACUGCAAUAGAUGACGCAUCAGCUGGAGAUGAAGAAAAAACAGAGGUAAAAAAGGACGAUGCAACUGUAGAGAUACAGAAGGAAAGAACAGAGGAAGAGGAGAGUUCUUCUAAAGAGGAAAAGAAACAGGAGAGUUUUUCUAAAGAGGAAAAGAGACAGGAGAGUUCUUCUAAAGAGGAAAAGAAACAGGAAAAAGAUGACAAGAAAGACGACAAAGAGGGGAGAAAAGCAUCAAAAUCACCAGCUCCUAGGUCUGACUCACGGAAAGAGAAGGAAAAGCCGGCUCCACUAAAGAGUGAACUUGACAUCAGAUACUCUUGCGAGACACGCAAAUCUGCUGUCAAGAUGGGAGAUGUGGUUAGCAUCUCUUCAAUAACACAAGCUCAAGUCUCCAUUGCUGGUUUUGCGAAUGGAGAGAACACACAAGGGUGUGAAUUUGUCAAAGCUGUCUCUGGCUUCAACUGCAGACUGUGCAAGACUUUCAUCAUGAACGGUGCAGAUGUCAUGAAGCAUGUGAAAGCAAGGAAGCAUCAAAAGAAUUACAGGCAAUACGUGAUUGAUCAUCCCAGCUACGAGGCUAACCAGAUUAAGAGAAACAAGGAGUUGUCAGAUAUGCUGGGGCAGUCUGAGGGACAGGAGAUGCUCCUUUAUGAGGUUGAGGAUGAGGAGAAAAGGGCACCACACCGCUAUUACUCAUCUGACAGACCACAGGUCCAAAUAACCAAGUACAUGGUUGAGACUUCAGACCAGGCUACGCAGGGGGGUGACCAUGCGGAGGACCACGCCCAUGAGGGGGCUCCCACCCAUGAUGACCAGGAGGAGCAGGGCGACCAGAAUGCCAAGGAACAGAGUGACAAGACUGAAGAUGAUGAUGACAAGCCAAAGUCUGAUGAUCAAGAUGCACAAAGUGAAACCAGUGAUGUCAUACUGGAGAAUGAUGAUAAACCCAAAGAGGACAACAAACAGACACCCGUCGAGACAACAGAAACAGAACAAUCGGACAUGGACACAAGCGAAUCAUAUGACCCCAUCGCUCCCACGGAUGACCCAGGACCUGUCACACCCCUAGCAAGGCGUGGCAGGAGAGGCCGAGGAAGAGGAGGCAGCGCCAGUAGAGGCAAGGGUGCAGGGCGUGGUCGUGGAAAGGGUAGAGGGAGCAAAGGCGUCAAACAGAGCCCCAAGGCGCCCACAGUGAAACAAGAAGUGCUUGAUACCAGCAACAAUGACGAUGGGUUUAUGGACGGGUACGAAGUCAUCGAUGAGAUUGUUGAUGACGAGUAGAUGUGAUUGUAAAUAAAACCUUUUAAAGUUAGCGCAACGCAUAAAAGAUAAUUUUUAUUCAUUUGGAAUGUUCGUUAUAUUGUCCUCAGAGACAUGUCAAGAUAAGACUGUAGCUGAAGCUUUCGUCAAGAUUAGACUUUUUUGUAGUUGAAGCUUUCACAUCCCACAACCAUUUAUAAAUUCCAUGCAUAUUUGUUUCUAAGCUUCCCUCGAUAGUUUAGCAUGGUUACAAUGUUUUCCCAUUAUCAAGACAAAUAACAGUGUACAAAAGUAGAAAAAUGCUGCUUGGUGUGCCUGGUUUCGCUGUAUCACAGGCUAUAUUGCCGGCUUACGGACUCACAGAAACGGCUGGUAAUCCAGCCCACAAUUAAUCACAGAAUGUGAGUUUCGCAACUCUUCUUUGUAAAGUAAUAGUCUGUAACGAGAAGUGUAGUUUGAACUUGUUGAAUUAAACCCUGAAAGGAUUUUUUAGAUGACUACGGUAGACAACAGAAGCACAUUUGUCACAUUUUCAAAUCUGGUGCUUUCCCUCUAGAGUAAGGCCUGGAAUAAAAGAUCUAUACGCCAAA